This is a messenger RNA of Aspergillus glaucus CBS 516.65, 1041 nucleotides long. RefSeq lists its product as uncharacterized. Gene Ontology annotation, biological process: hydrogen peroxide catabolic process; response to hydrogen peroxide. Bases 106 to 672 code for a protein of 188 amino acids. Gene Ontology annotation, molecular function: heme binding; catalase activity. The record is from RefSeq and is a predicted model, not a curated record. NCBI's taxonomy places the organism in Eukaryota, Fungi, Ascomycota, Eurotiomycetes, Eurotiales, Aspergillaceae. Gene Ontology annotation, cellular component: peroxisome; cytoplasm; mitochondrion. The transcript is spliced from 2 exons.
AAAGAACUGACAAAAAGAUUGGCAGUAUGCGUUUUGGAUCUCAGCUGUCCAAGAUCUCAACACCGUUAAGCAAGUUUCUCAUAUAAGCCGCGAACGGAUCCCCAAAUGGUCAUUUAUUUAAACGAAACAGGGAGGAUAGAUACAGUCUCUCGUUGGUACAGACUGGUUCAUGCAAAAGGUGUAGGCGUGUUCGGAGAAUUUGUGGUGACCAACAAGGACGUCGCAAAAUACACCGAUGCCAGUUUCGUCCAGCCGGAUAGUCAAGGCAAUUCCAAAGCUACUUGGCUUUUGGUACGAUUUUCGACCGGGGCUUUACUAACACUCAACGAAAACAGCCAGGAAACCGAGUGGGAUCACCAUUUGGUCAGGGUCAAGUUGGUGCUGGCGACGCCCAUCGAUCCCGACAAAGAUUGGUUCACCCAAGACGAGGCCACUAUAAUCGCCGGCAAGGAUCCCAACUAUCUGAGCUGUCGACUGUACGAUGAGAUCCAACAGGGCCAGUACCCUACGUGGAGGGCUUACGCACAAAUCAUUGACCCGGCCAAAAUUUCUGUCGAUGCCCUGGCUGUUACGAAGGUCGUCCCAGAGUCCGACUGUCCGUUGCUUGAGUUGGGCAAGAUCACGCGCAAUGGGCUUCCAAGAAGAAGCGCCAGGACCGUUGUGCCUGGCUAGGAUAUCUCCCCUAAUCCACUUUUUCAAAUUCACCUCUUCUCUUAUGGGGAUUUGCGGCGAUACCGGUUGGGCGCUAGUCAUGACCAGCUGCCGCCAAACAAAGCCUGGUCAUAUGUGUAUGAUCCCACCCGGCGUAAUGGGGCUUAUAAUAUGACCAACUACGCAAAUGCGCCCACCUACAUCGGGAGCUGAGGGCGGGACCUGAAGGGCCCGGAUCACUAUAACAUUGGCAGGGCGAUGUCGUCAAAUACUGUAGCCAGCUGGAGGACGUCGAUUACAGGCAAUGCCGAAAGCACUGGGAUAUCUUGUUGGAAUUCAUCAACAAUGUGGCUGCCUCUGUGACUCCAGCUUCCUUCCCGGGCCAGGAAG